Schistocerca piceifrons (Central American locust) is the source of this 603-nucleotide messenger RNA. Its product is annotated as trypsin-3-like. The coding region runs from base 1 to 603 and encodes 200 amino acids. The record is from RefSeq and is a predicted model, not a curated record. Lineage: Eukaryota; Metazoa; Arthropoda; Insecta; Orthoptera; Acrididae. Gene Ontology annotation, biological process: proteolysis. The transcript has 5 exons. Gene Ontology annotation, molecular function: serine-type endopeptidase activity.
AUGAAGAGCUUCCUGAUUUGUAUUAUCUUGGGAGCGACGGCCUCAGUGUCCGGACACGGUGGCCGCAUCGUGAACGGCAAACCGGCGGCGGACCACGAGUUCCCGGCGCUGGCGUCUCUGCACGUGAACGGCAGCCACUACUGCGGCGCCAACGUGCUGAAUGAGCGCUGGCUGCUCACCGCCGCGCACUGCGUCAGAACCAGCGCACCGCCUGAGCAGUACAUAUUGGCCGGCACAAACUUACAGACGAGUGGAGGCUCCAUCCACCAAGUGGAGCAGAACAUCGUACACGUGAACUAUACUGGUCUGGUGGACUCAUCUGCAGAUAUAGCUUUGCUGAGGGUGUCUCCUCCGCUAGCUCUGGAUGGAGUGACCGUUUCCACAGUGAAGCUGCCGGCUCAGGGACAGGAGAUAGAAGACGGGGCGAAUGCAGUCGCUGCUGGAUGGGGCAAACUGUCGGGGGAUUCUGGAGGACCUCUUUAUGUGAACGAGCAACUUGUGGGCCUAGUUUCCUUUUCUCGGUACUGUUCAGGCCUUACACCACCGAGCGUCUACACCAGGGUCCCAGUGUUUGUCGACUGGAUCAAAGAAAACGCACAGUAG